AUGGCGUUGUCAGCUGCCGUUGGCAAGCAGUACAAGCUCGUGAGUAGCGAUAACUACGAUGCUUAUCUAAAGGAGCUCGGCAUGGGUUUGGUCCAAAGGAAAAUGGGCAAUUCACAGCAACCGAUUAUUUUGCUGCACAAAAUCGAAAGUACGCACAAUUUGAUUACACUGGCAAAUGUGGAACAGGAGCCGACGAUUUUAACUUUCAAAUUGGACAAAGCAUUUGAUGAAGAAACGUAUGAUUUGCGUAAAGUAAGCAAUGUAUUGCAUAUGUUCGAUAAUACAUUGGUGCAAGAGCAAAAGGGCAUUGUGGCCGCCAAGAUCACACGUGAAUUUCACCACACUAAAAUGAUAGAGACUUUAGUGGCCAAUAAAGUGGUGGCUGUUAGAGUUUUUCGUGCGCUGGAGGAGGAUGAAAUGGAGGAUAUGUCUGAGGUGAUCGGAAAGCUUGAAGCAGACGAACGGCAACGGCAAGCUGAUGGCGAAGAAAACAGUAGAUCUAAAAGUAAAUUGGAAAAAAAGGAACAUUAG
Messenger RNA from Rhagoletis pomonella (apple maggot), 531 nucleotides. Its product is annotated as fatty acid-binding protein, muscle-like. Gene Ontology annotation, cellular component: cytosol; nucleus. Gene Ontology annotation, molecular function: fatty acid binding. Gene Ontology annotation, biological process: fatty acid transport. The coding region runs from base 1 to 531 and encodes 176 amino acids. NCBI's taxonomy places the organism in Eukaryota, Metazoa, Arthropoda, Insecta, Diptera, Tephritidae. The transcript has 2 exons. The record is from RefSeq and is a predicted model, not a curated record.